AUGACUCCGCCUACACUGGCCUACUAUAAGGAUCCUUCUGGCCACAGAGAGGAGUCUCGUUCCACAGUCAUCCCAUUCUUCUCGCUCCGAGACGAAAAGUGCGUGGGCGGGCUGCGUGACGUGUCGGUGAACAUCCCGCUGGCGGUGGCUCCCGGGGACACGGUCAAGCUCACCUGCCUGUACGAUCUGGAGGGCGACCCCCUGUACACCGUCAAGUGGUACAAGGGCCGCCAGGAGUUCUUCCGAUACGUGCCAAAGGAGCUGCCGCACACCCGCGUCUUCCCGCUGCCCGGCGUCAACGUCGAUAUCGGGCAGUCGAACGCCCACCAGGUGGUGCUGCGGGACGUGCAGUUGGAGCUGGCGGGCAAGUACCGCUGCGAAGUGUCGGCCGACGCGCCCUCCUUCCACACGCAGGUCGUCGCUAGCCACAUGCACGUCGUCUACCAGCCGGAGGGAGAGCCUCGGAUGUUCGUGGAGAAGCCGCGCUACGCCGUCGGCGACACGCUUCGCGCCAACUGCUCGGCGCCCGCCUCCAGCCCGGCCGUCAACCUCACCUGGUUCCUCAACGACCGCAAGAUAAACGAGACGUUCCUGGAGCGGCACGAGGUGCGGACUUCCGCCGCGGCGGCCCCCGGCUCUGCACCCGGCGGCGGUGGGGGCGGCCUGCAGCCCGCGUCCGUGGCGGGUGGCGCCCCCCAGCAGCAGCAGCAGCAGCAGCAGCCGCCGCAGCAGCAGACGCGCUACGUGACGGUGAUCGGCCUGGAGAUGGACGUGGGCAGCGACGCGUUCCGCGGCGGCAAGCUGCGGCUGGCGUGC
Molecule: messenger RNA, 816 nt
Organism: Schistocerca americana (American grasshopper)
Lineage: Eukaryota; Metazoa; Arthropoda; Insecta; Orthoptera; Acrididae
Exons: 6
Source: RefSeq, a predicted model, not a curated record